Messenger RNA from Rhodamnia argentea, 687 nucleotides. Its product is annotated as protein DETOXIFICATION 35. NCBI's taxonomy places the organism in Eukaryota, Viridiplantae, Streptophyta, Magnoliopsida, Myrtales, Myrtaceae. Gene Ontology annotation, cellular component: membrane. Gene Ontology annotation, biological process: transmembrane transport. The record is from RefSeq and is a predicted model, not a curated record. Gene Ontology annotation, molecular function: antiporter activity; xenobiotic transmembrane transporter activity.
AUGGCAUUCGACGGUGUCUAUGUAUCUGUUCACUGUUUUAUAUUUAUUGAACAUCUACAGGACAUUGUUUUACAUUGUGCACUGCACUUGGAACCUCAUCGUCUUCCACUUUUGUCAUGUCUUAUGAAUCAAUCAUUGCAGCUUGGCAUGGGAAGUGCAGUGGAGACGCUUUGCGGUCAAGCCUCCAGUGCAGGGCAGGUUUACUUGCUAGGAAUUCAAAUGCAGAGAUCAUGGAUAAUCCUUUCGGUCACAUGUAUCGCCUUCUUACCCGUCUAUAUAUACGCCACUCCCUUCCUAAAGAUCCUGGGUCAACAGGACGAAAUAGCUGAUCUAGCUGGAGAAUUCACACUCUAAAUAAUCCCUCGACUGUUCUCGCUUGCCAUCAAUUUCCCCAGGCAGAAGUUCCUUCAAGCCCAGAGCAAGGUCAGCGCGCUCGCAUGGAUUGGGUACAGUCUAAUCAUGCACAUUGGACUACUUUCGCUCUUCAUUGUAUUCAGAUGGGGCACUACUGGUGCAGCUGCUGCAUAUGACAUUAAGAGCUGGGCAAUCACGGUGGCUCAGGUUCUUUGUGUCCUGUGGUUUUGCAAAGAGGGCUAGAAUGGCCCUUCUUGGUCCGCAAUUACGGACAUACGGGCCUUUGUGAGGUUGUCCCUUGCCUUGGCGGAGAUGCUCUGUGUGGAGAUAUGA